Messenger RNA from Anguilla anguilla (European eel), 1449 nucleotides. It is a transcript of the gene timm21, whose product is annotated as translocase of inner mitochondrial membrane 21. The transcript has 6 exons. The record is from RefSeq and is a predicted model, not a curated record. Gene Ontology annotation, biological process: protein import into mitochondrial matrix. Gene Ontology annotation, cellular component: TIM23 mitochondrial import inner membrane translocase complex. Bases 117 to 854 code for a protein of 245 amino acids. Lineage: Eukaryota; Metazoa; Chordata; Actinopteri; Anguilliformes; Anguillidae.
UUUGUGUACAGUUAAGGAAGACGGAAAAUACAAUAUACAUUGCAGUUUCACAAUUUUAUCUUGUUUGUCGUGGCAGUUGGCUAGUUAGCAUUAUUCUUGUGGUAGAAAGUAUUAUCAUGUGUUCGCUUGUGUUUAAAUUAGCUCAGCAGGCGAAAUCAACACUGUACGUUUUACAAAUAUUCAGGCAUGCUCAUUUCAACCCCGUCCGCCUGCAAAAUAACGUAUGCACAGCGGUUGCUACAGCUCGCUCGCACCACAUGCUAGAGCAUUCAGAUUUUGUUAGAGUACACAACGCGAAACGAAGUAUAACAGUCGAUGUCAGGUUAAGAAAUGUAAGAAAUAACAGUGGGAAAGAAAGGGGCCAAGUAUCCGUAUCGAGAAGCCCGAGUGACGUGACAGGACUUUCUGCUGCUCAGAAAGUUAAGCAAGCAGGCAAAGAUUUUACCUAUUUAAUCGUUGUGCUCGUCGGGCUUGGAGUAACAGGAGGCUUGCUGUAUAUUCUCUUCAAAGAGUUGCUGUCAUCUUCAAGUCCAAAUAAAAUCUAUGGGAAAGCUUUGGAUAAAUGUAGAACACACCCAGAGGUCAUUGGCGCUUUUGGGGAGCCAAUCAAGGGCUAUGGUGAGACUUCUCGUCGUGGAAGAAGGCAACAGAUCAGCCAUAUAGAGUUCUUGAGGGAUGGUGUUAAGCAUAUGAGGCUUAAGUUUUACAUUGAGGGCGCAGAACCUCGGCUGCAAGGGACUGUACACACAGAAGUGAGAGAGAACCCUGAAACAGGAAAGUAUGAAUUCCGCUACGUGUUUGUGGACAUGGAUACGUACCCAAGAAGAACCAUUGUCGUUGAAGAUAACAGAUAAUAUUUGUGAGAGUGGGGCUUCCAAUGAAGCAGAUUUUUCAAAUGGAUUAGACACGUUUUAGUUCUGGGUCUUUUUACUGAAUAACUCUCCUUGUGAAGGGCAGGAAGAGUGGUUCUGGAUGUAUUUGUAUGGACCCCUCGGACAGUUUCUUCUGAAGCCAUUGCUGGUAAUGGAAGAAUAAUGAAAUGGCAUGGAUUGGAAGUCAGGCUGCAUUAAAGUGAGCAUUAAAGAGACUGGAGCAUGUGUGGAUUAUUAAUUUUAUGGACCUGAUAGAAAUGUGUGUAUAAACAGGGUGAAAACAACAAGUUGCUGAAACAACAGCUUUAAUGAUUGUUAACAAGACAAAUUGUGCCAACAAAGCUUGGCACUGUUAGUAAUGAUUUGCUUCAUAAACAAUGGAAUUGCUCUGGGAAAAAAUGUAUUUGAUGUUCUCUUUGAUGUCUGUGACGCCUAUUGAAUUGUAAUGACUCUCUGAUGGUUGAAGUUAUCUUGAUGAAAGGCUACAUUGGGUAAUGAAGUGCUAUUUAGUAAUGUUGUAAACCUUUGAACACUGAAUAAAUGCAUGAAGCAGGCUUUUUUCCAAGGAACAAGAAAA